AUGGACAUGAGUCCGGCCACCUCCUCCACUCCGGCACCACCCACCAGCAGUCAUACAAGCCCUAGUGUGUCGUCCGAGCAGGGCGUUGCCCUUUCUGGUGAAAGAAGGCUGCUUGGGUUGCUGAGACCGGAUCCGGAAGGCCACAAUGACAUAGGAUUUCCUGCGCUCGACAUCAAACAUGACCGCCCAGGAGAAGAAGCAGAGCGUUCUGACUUCGUUGGCGAUGCUAAUGAAGCAGUUCGGGGAACUGGGAAAAGACACGUUCUCGAGAACGACCUGGAUGUACGUGAACACCGCCCUUCGACGUUUCGAAAGGUCCUGCAGCAGUAUUGCCCGACUAUUCGGAUCAGGUCUCCUCGCAGCAACGUUUGUGGCUUGUGUGCUAUCCUGCACACACGCAUGCGGUCGUGUAUCACAGCGGAGCUUACUGAGGAGCUAGGCGUCCACACUGAAGCCGCGAAGAAGAUGAGGCUGGAGUACAAGAAGGACCUGGCAUCCGUGUCGGAGGAUCACGCAGUUAGCGUCAUGGAUUUCAGUCAAAACCUGACCCUUCCCAGCGUCGCCAGUACGCCGUCUCAGUGGUAUUUCUUGUCUCUUGUGAACGUUCACGUCUUUGGAAUCUACUACGCUAACAAGGGACAACAGUACAACUACGUCUACGAAGAAUCGGUUGCUGGGAAAGGAACGGACGAGGUCAACAGCAUGCUGUAUCACUUCAUCCAGCGGAUCGUGCUGACGAACGGCCAUCGAAAACUCGCUAUCUACGCUGACAAUUGCGGUGGCCAAAACAAGAAUAACUUCGUUGUUAAGAUGCUGCUGGCUUUAGCUCAAACUGGAGAACUUGAUGUCGUUGAGCUCAAGUUUUUCGUGAAGGGCCACACCAAGAACGCUGUUGACCGUGGCUUCGGCCUUAUGAGGAAGAAGAUUGCUAAGGAGGACGUGUGGACGGCUGAUCAGCUGCUCGAGGUUAUCAACGACUCCUCGUCUAGCUCGGCCCUUGUCCAUAUUCCCAAAGAGAACACGAUGAUGAAGUUGUUCCGAACGCCCGUCAAAGAGGCUUACAAGAAUCUGGGGGUGCAGCGCUACCAGAUCUUCACAAUGAGCGAGAAGAAGCCAGGGGUUGUCAGCUGCCGUACGAACGCUGCAAAAGUGCGGAGUCUACUAGCUGCGUACUUAGAGCCUCUACAACCACCGCCUCCAAAUUUCGAGAAAAAGCAGCAAAUGUACAACAAGGGAAGGCCGUACGCCCCUUCCGAGAUUGCGUCGGACCCCCUGUAUGCAGCCCCUACGGAUAAAGAAGAGCGCCACGCGAAGGAAGCUAAGCAGGCACGUCACAGCGCAAGUGCCAAGGAAAAAAAAUAG
This is a messenger RNA of Phytophthora nicotianae INRA-310, 1362 nucleotides long. RefSeq lists its product as hypothetical. NCBI's taxonomy places the organism in Eukaryota, Oomycota, Peronosporomycetes, Peronosporales, Peronosporaceae. The coding region runs from base 1 to 1362 and encodes 453 amino acids. The record is from RefSeq and is a predicted model, not a curated record. The transcript is spliced from 3 exons.